UUACCAAACCAAUCACCCGUAACCUACUAUGAGUUCUCCUAAAAGACGUAUGGAAAAGGAUGUGAUGGACCUCAUGAUGAGUGACCAUGACGUCCAACUUAUCGACGACAACAUCCAACAAAUGUACGUGCUUUUCGAGGGGCCCGAAGACACCCCUUACAAGGGAGGCACCUGGCGAGUAAGGGUUGAAUUGCCUGAUCAAUACCCGAUUAAGUCGCCUUCCAUUGGAUUCAUCAACAAAAUCUUCCAUCCCAAUAUUGAUGAAAGCUCUGGCUCCGUGUGCCUUGAUGUGAUCAACCAGACGUGGUCUCCAAUGUUUGGACUUUUAAAUGUGUUUGAGAACUUCUUACCUCACUUGCUCCGGUACGCCAACCCUAGUGAUCCAUUGAACACAGACGCCUCGAACUUGAUGUCCAGAGACGAACAGUUGUACACGCAGAAGGUGCGCGAGUACGUGGCCAAGUUUGCCCAGAACAUCACUAAUGACCACUCAGAUUGGCAGGAUGAUAAUGAUAAGGAUGUUGAUGAAGACGAGCUUAGUGACGUGGGCAGCUUGUCGAGCGAUGAUUACGACGCGGUGGCGGGCGACAUCGACCUUUAAUGAGUCAUAGCAUAACUAUAGUCGGGGUGUGUUGAUUGCACCACCGGGGCAUGUUAGAGUGUAUAGGUAUAUGAAUAUACAACCAUUUAAGAA
This is a messenger RNA of Yamadazyma tenuis ATCC 10573, 694 nucleotides long. It is a transcript of the gene UBC8, whose product is annotated as E2 ubiquitin-conjugating protein. Gene Ontology annotation, cellular component: cytoplasm; nucleus. The record is from RefSeq and is a predicted model, not a curated record. Gene Ontology annotation, molecular function: protein binding; ubiquitin conjugating enzyme activity; Rho GDP-dissociation inhibitor activity. Gene Ontology annotation, biological process: ubiquitin-dependent protein catabolic process; protein polyubiquitination; Rho protein signal transduction. Lineage: Eukaryota; Fungi; Ascomycota; Pichiomycetes; Serinales; Debaryomycetaceae.